Messenger RNA from Coregonus clupeaformis (lake whitefish), 3544 nucleotides. Its product is annotated as inositol-trisphosphate 3-kinase C. Gene Ontology annotation, cellular component: cytoplasm; nucleus. Gene Ontology annotation, molecular function: inositol tetrakisphosphate kinase activity; inositol-1,4,5-trisphosphate 3-kinase activity. The transcript is spliced from 8 exons. The record is from RefSeq and is a predicted model, not a curated record. NCBI's taxonomy places the organism in Eukaryota, Metazoa, Chordata, Actinopteri, Salmoniformes, Salmonidae. Gene Ontology annotation, biological process: inositol phosphate biosynthetic process. Bases 455 to 2590 code for a protein of 711 amino acids.
ACUUAAACACUCCAUGCUCAGUGCGCAAGUAUUUUGACAUGCGCUUCCUCUAUUACUUUAACCACAUGCUCUUACCUCAUGAUAUUGCACACAUACACACACAGCAAACAGAUAAGCCGCAUUAACAUCCCCUCCACACCCAGAUACAGAUACAGUAGGUAUCACACUAUGACUCUUGUUCCCAGCCUAACAAGCAAGGAGAAGCAUCAUGGGUUUGGCAUCACACAACCAGCCUAUACACUUUGAUACAAUAAACAUGUUAUUGGCAGACACUUGACUGAUGAUAUGGAACAUUCAAACAUUUGAUCAACAUUUUCCUAUAAUUGUAAUUCAUCAUUGGUAACAAUGAGUGGAGCACGUAACUUAUGUGUUACUUUGUAGCACAUUGCGAAUUGUUUCAAAUUGGACACAUCUCGGAAGGUGUGACUUGUGCGCUACUACUAAGGUGUACAGAAUGGGUCAAACGCGCUCGGGUCUCUCCUACUCCACCCCGGCUCCAGGCAAAGCAAAAUGGAAACCAAUUGAGACAGCCAAACAACUCCCUAUCUGCAGGUUUACCAGUGAUGAGCGAAGGGGUGACCGGUUUUACAGGAAUCGGAUGAAAACGACAAAGUUGCCUUCGCCAGGCACAGGUCAACCGGAGGUAGGGCUGGUAAUCGGAUCUGGAGAUUCGGAAACCCUUCGUGGUCACGAGCGAGGAAAGUUGUUGAGCGGCCAGACAGAGUCGGAGGUAGUGGAUUACACAACCCCGGUCGUCGAAUACCCAUCUGCAAUUCAUUAUGAAAAGAGUCAGGCUCUCGACAGUGACGUUGUGAGCAAGGGAGCGGCCGACUCUUCCUUCGAUGCGACGGGCUUGGAUACACUGGCCAGAGGAUUCGACAGAACCCGCUGCGCAGUUACGCAGCGCAGCGGCCCAGAAACAACGGGAGAGGACUAUGUCUGGAAUGCCCCGGCUAGGGCCAUGGAAAACAAGCCAUUCGGAUUUGAUAAACAGGGUCGGGUUGCCUCCGAGGUCAGGGUGGUAUCGGGGGCUGUACCACCGGAUGGUUCAGUCCAUUGGCGCAUAUCUGGGGAGGAGAAUUUAAGACUGACCCUGGCAUCACAGAGCGUGCGUUUGGACGAACCUCUGACAAGUGGCGUGUCAGAACCGAUAGGGUGUGAUAUGCCACACACAGAGGUAGAAAUGACCAAAUCGAACUUUCUCACUGCUUCUUGUGAACCCGAAGCAGUCAGGAAAAAUGAACAAAGCAGUUGUCCCGUGGAGUCGGGGAAACAGGAGGACCCCUCGAUUAACUCUCCAAAACAGCCACACGGACAGGUCCAAAGUCCACUUGGUAGCCAACGUUUCCCCGGUACUAUCCCAAAGCUUAUUAUAACAAGAGAUCCAAGCCCCAGUCGGACCCAGGAAACACUAGAUCCAAGGACCAUGGAAGUCGGAGUCGGUGGAUCAUCCUUGGAUCCACACGCCGAUGAUGAGUCCCCCUGCUCGGACAGUGGCUGCGGAGGCUCCCCGGCGCUAAUGCGCUUUCACCGAAAGCUCUCCAACUCCUCCUCCGCCGGCUGCUUGUCCUCUGCCUCGUCGUUUGAAGAGUCCGAGGAUGACUUCACCGGCAGCGACAUCGAGUCCAGCCUGUCCCCAGUCAUUUGCAACAUGCUGGGCAGCCCAGACGAAGGCAUGGGGACCAAGCCGUGGCAGAUGGUGCACUGGUCUCCCUUCGUGUCCUUUAACAAGCGUUAUCCCUGGGUGCAGCUCGCCGGGCACGCAGGUAACUUCCAUGCGGGGGAGUAUGGGCGUUUGUUGAAGCGCUACUGUGAGUGUGAGCAGCUGUGCCUAUUGAAGCUGAUGGGGGACAUUCUGCGUCCCUACGUCCCUGGCUACUACGGCGUGGUGCAGAGGAACGAACAAGAUUACAACCUAAUAGACGACCUCCUGGCUGACUUUGACUCUCCCUCCAUCAUGGACUGCAAGAUGGGCAGCAGGACCUACCUGGAGGAGGAGCUACUGAAGGCCAGGGAGCGUCCGCGGCUCCGCAGGGACAUGUAUGAGAAGAUGGUGGCCGUGGACCCCGGGGCCCCUACGGAUCAGGAGAGGGCCCAACAAGGCAUCCUGAAGCCCAGAUACAUGCAGUGGAGAGAGACCCUCAGCUCCACUGCCACUCUGGGCUUCCGAAUCGAGGGCAUCAAGAGAGCGGACGGGACGUGUAACACCAACUUUAAGAAGACCAAACACCGGGAGCAGGUCAUGCAGGCCCUGGGAGACUUUGUGGAUGGGAAUAUUCAGAUCCUGAAACUCUACCUGCAACGUCUGGAGGAGCUGCGAUCCGUGCUGGAGAAAUCACAGUUCUUCAGAACACAUGAGGUGGUGGGCAGCUCCCUGCUGUUUGUGCACGAUGCGUCAGGGCUGGCUCGUGUGUGGAUGAUAGACUUUGGGAAGACGGUGCCCCUGCCUGCCCCCCUCACGCUGGACCACCGGACCCCCUGGAUGGAGGGCAACCGCGAGGAUGGCUACCUGUGGGGUCUGGACAACCUCAUAGACAUCCUCAGUACCAUGCUCCCCCCCCCAGCCCCUGAGAAAGAGAGGGCCGUGUGAGAGAGAAUAAAGGGAUGGCCUGGAAGAGAGAGGAGGUUGGAGAGAACACUCAUCCAAGUCAGAGCGGAGGAUGAAAGUGGGGAAGAACAAAUGGAACUGGUCAUUACCCAAACUAGAUGUGAGACUGGUGAGAUGGAGAGAAAGGAAAGGAGGAUGACAGUGAAAGGGAGACAGAGGGAGGAGCACACAGAGCAUGGUGGACACUCUUUAGCCAGAGUGAGGAAACCUGUCCACACAACCAGCGGUGUCAUCCCUCAUCAACUUCUCUCGUUAUAAGAGCUAUGACGUCAACUAUCACUGCCGCGCACAGACACAUACAGACCCACACUACUCUUCCUUCAUAUUAUCACAAGUAUGAUGAUAAUGUACUGAACUUUUCCAAUGGGAUAUAUCCUCCUCAAGUGACCUUAGAGGAGCAACGGAGAACAUUUUAUUUUCACUAUGGACGACUUGACUUUAUGCUUUUAAAACUAUUUUUAUAUAUGUCAACACUAGAAACACUGGAAAAACCUGUAUAUUUUAAACUUUAUCUGGUACUUAGCCUUUUAAUGUAAAUACAGUUUUAUUUAAUUUGUUUGCCUUCACGAACAGCCUCUUUACACUUUGUACUUUUUCUGUGCCUAGAUUUUGGGAUUGGAGGCAUAUUUUUUAUGAUUUUUUUAUAUCAUUCCAAAGUUUGCUGGAGAGUUGACCCAAAGUAUGAACUGAUGUCUGUAACAUUCUUUUUUGUAAGUUGGAUUGACACAUGGUGAAAACUGGAGGAUGUUGUUGAUUGGCUCUCAGUCUGACCCGCGUGGUGUCUGAUUGGCAGAUUUGACCCAGCAGAUAAACUAACAGUGGUUCCCAACAAGGGGUACUAGGACCACUGGGGGUACUUGGUCUAUCCACAGGGGGUACUUGAGAAUAUUCAUGAGACCAUAGGCCUACUGGUAAAAUACACAUGAGGGGGUACUU